AUGGAGAGAUUCGUUGCUUCGAAGGAGAACAAUCGUACAGGCUCACCCUUCGGCACGAAACCUGCACCAGCUCGCGAUGUCCGGCUUCCAGAAUUCAAAAGCGAAAACACAGCUCAGCCUGAGUAUGGCUUGAGAGAGCGACCGCGCGCAUUUCAAAAUGUGCCGCAGUAUCAGCCUCAGAUAAUACAAGAUUCAAUGCCUCCACCUCCGCUUCAGCAACAGGCCAGGAAUAGCUUAUUUUCUUCCCGUGGGUCUUCGACAUACGGUGCCCACAGAAACCCUUUUGAAGCUUCUGAAAUCGGUAGCUUGGAUGAUAGUAGCAUCACGAAUCUUGAUUUACCUGUUCCUCAACGUUUGCCUCAAAAACUCCAUUUCGUCGAGCCAGCCCAGCAGCACCACCAGGACAACCAAGAGAUGUAUAGUGAUGGCUAUAGCCAGGGAAGGUCAAGCAUAAAUGGAGAGUCGCAGUACGACGAAGACGAUGAAGAGGAAGAGCAUUUUGCACAAAAGGUCGAUGUGGAAGACGAUGAGCGUAAAGGCGGAAUGUAUGACAUAAUGGAGACAGCCCGCGAGAUGUAUGACGAAGGUGACUAUCCGACGACUUCAAUCGGCGAAGAGACGCAGACUGUGAACGACGCAGAUCUAGUAGAACGUACAGGUUCUCCAGCUCUGCAGCAGCCAGUCCGACAUAAUGGCCCGAAACGUCUGCCGACGCAGAAUAUGAAGCUGCAACACACUCCUACGUGGCCACCGAAUGACGUUCCGCCCACUAACUGGCCUGCCGCAAAGACUCGAGUUCAGACUCACACUAGUUUUGCCCAACGCCCGAAUCCCAAUGCCGUUGCUCGAGGCCUGCCUCCUAAUAAAAAUGUACCAGAGACUGUAUCUGGGGUUACGAACGCCUUAACGGCCAAACAACCCAGAUUUAUCAAGGCGGAGCAUCCACUGCCAGAGUCAAAGAGAUUGCCGAAGCCUAUAGUUGUAGCUUCAGCACCGCCCCCUAUGAGCCCAGAUCGUGACAUUCGUGAGCAGGCUGCUGAAGAGAAUAUCGACGAUACCUUCGUGAUAGAUUAUGCCGAACCAAUCCUAUUCAAGAAGCCGUACUCUGACUUGGCGAAGGAGUCAUUCGACCAUGAUCCAGCCGAGCCAGUCGUACCCUUUCCAGAUAAUCUCAUGAACGCAGCUUUGCCGGACCGGAUGCAAUAUGCCCGACAAAAGUUCAACCACGAUCAAAAGACUGCAUUCCUGUCAUCCCUCGAACUCGAGGAAUGGGAAGGUGCAGGCGAAUGGUUUGUGGAAAAAUUCACCGAUGCCAUGAAACAAGUCAUCAGCAAUCGAAGAGAGAAGCGUCAAUUAGCGGCGAGAUUCGAAGACGAAAUCCGAGACCGCGACCGGGAAGUGGCCCGGAAGAGGGCCCGGACUGAACAGGAGUUAAACUCAAUGCGAAGUAAUGGACAGAAGCUCCUGAACACGCCUCGUAAGGGUCGCUCAACGCCUAAGAGACAGUAA
This is a messenger RNA of Pseudovirgaria hyperparasitica, 1509 nucleotides long. RefSeq lists its product as uncharacterized. The coding region runs from base 1 to 1509 and encodes 502 amino acids. Gene Ontology annotation, cellular component: RNA polymerase I core factor complex. Lineage: Eukaryota; Fungi; Ascomycota; Dothideomycetes; Acrospermales; Acrospermaceae. The record is from RefSeq and is a predicted model, not a curated record. Gene Ontology annotation, biological process: nucleolar large rRNA transcription by RNA polymerase I. The transcript has a single exon. Gene Ontology annotation, molecular function: RNA polymerase I core promoter sequence-specific DNA binding; TBP-class protein binding.